AGGAUAACAGCUAUUGUUUGGGCGGCAGUGGCUGUGACCGUGCUGGCCGAUGUUGCUUCAGCCCAAGAAGUGCGUAGGGCUCCUUCAAUGGGCUUCAUGGGGAUGAGAGGAAAAAAGGAUAUCUUCCCUGAUGAUGAAAAUAGCAUUGAGGAAUUUAAGCGAGCCCCUCUCAUGGGCUUCCAGGGAGUGCGUGGUAAGAAAGCGCCAUCUAUGGGAUUCAUGGGGAUGCGAGGAAAGAAAGAUGAAGACCAAGACUUAUGGGAUGAAGAGAAGAGAGCUCCCUCUUCUGGUUUCUUCGGUAUGAGAGGAAAGAAAGCCCCUGCAGCUGGCUUCUUCGGAAUGAGAGGGAAGAAAGGCCCAAGCUCAGGAUUCUUUGGUAUGAGAGGCAAGAAGGGACCUUCUGGCUUCCUUGGGAUGAGGGGAAAGAAGGAAAGCAUUGAUGACAUUGAUUCUCUUCUCCAAUAUCUCAGGGACUCAGAAGCAAGGCAAGAUGUAGAAGACAUGAUGGAGACAAGGGCUAAAAGAUUCGUGGAUGACUCCUUCCAAGAACCCCAAAGCCAACAAGAUUUCCUUUAG
Nezara viridula (southern green stink bug) is the source of this 576-nucleotide messenger RNA. The record is from the annotation of a GenBank genome assembly. Lineage: Eukaryota; Metazoa; Arthropoda; Insecta; Hemiptera; Pentatomidae.